Alternaria infectoria is the source of this 681-nucleotide messenger RNA. RefSeq lists its product as uncharacterized. The transcript has 2 exons. Bases 1 to 681 code for a protein of 226 amino acids. Gene Ontology annotation, molecular function: transmembrane transporter activity. Gene Ontology annotation, cellular component: membrane. Gene Ontology annotation, biological process: transmembrane transport. Lineage: Eukaryota; Fungi; Ascomycota; Dothideomycetes; Pleosporales; Pleosporaceae. The record is from RefSeq and is a predicted model, not a curated record.
AUGUGGGCUAUGAUUACCUUCGUAAUGUGUGGCGGUGCUCUCGAUUCGGUUCUCGAAUCGCCGACGGGGCAGCCUGUACUCCAGGCCGUUUACAAUGCGACAGGCUCUAUCGCGGGCACGGAAGUCAUGGGAGCCAUCCUCGUCAUCCUCGUCUUCUUUGCAGCCGUAUCCGUUACUGCUGCGUCUUCGCGCCAGAUCUGGGCAUUUGCACGCGAUAGGGGACUUCCGUUCUCUGCAUGGAUCGAGCGAGUGCCAGCCGGCUGGGACAUUCCCGUCAACGCGCUACUUGUCUGUCUCGGAUCCUCGCUCGUGCUCGCAUGCAUCAACUUCGGGUCGGACGUUACCUUAAACGCUAUCGUCUCUAUCUCGAACGCAGCUCUCAUCUUCUCCUACAUCAUAUCGAUUGGAUGCGUGCGCUUGAAGCGUUGGCGAGGAGAGCCAUUGCUCCCUCGACGCUGGAGCCUAGGCAAGUUUGGAGGCAUCGUCAACGACCUUGCUCUUGCCUUUUUGGUCGUUUCCUUCAUCUUUUCAUUCUUCCCUAUAGUGCCAAACCCUUCGGCUACGGACAUGAACUGGGCGGCGCUUAUGUUUGGCGCGAUGGCUAUCAUUGCCACGGUCAACUAUUUCGUCAGCGCACGGAAGAGUUACAUCGCACCUGUUUCGCUUGUUAAACAAGACUAG